Molecule: messenger RNA, 3574 nt
Organism: Schistosoma bovis
Lineage: Eukaryota; Metazoa; Platyhelminthes; Trematoda; Strigeidida; Schistosomatidae
Source: the annotation of a GenBank genome assembly
GUGAAUGAUGAUUUCAAAGCAAAAGAAAUGAGAAGAUCAGAACGUUUACGCAUGACACAUAUAUUUGAACUGUCUCGUUUAUUGGCAAUGGCUUUAUUAGUUUUGUUAUACUGCUCCAGUUAUCAUUGUUAUAUUGAACUUACAAAGGACGACGGUUCGAAAUUGGACGUUCUAUACGCCCUGUAGGUUUGGUUGGAAAGAUACUGCUAGUCACAUGUUCAAUAAGCUCUAAACGUGUUUUUGAAGCUGAAGGCUUUUACAAUAGCAGUUAAUCCAGCCAUUCAAUCGUGCUGUUAAACUCUGGUAAUAUUUUAAAUCUCAGAACAAAUUAAAAGCACAAUCUCCCAGUUUUGGGGAAAUGGCGCCAGAAUUUCAAAAUUUCCCUCAAAUCUUGAUGAAGUUCAUUUGAUUUUGAGGAUUACUCCAAAAUUCCUUAAAACGUCCACAAACGUGAGAAAUACAUUUACGGCAAAAUAGUAAUGCCAGGCAAAGUUGAGAAUACCUAUUAUAAAAACAAAAUUUAACAGUUUUAUCACAUAAGGCGUAACAUAAUUAACUGGUUUCCAUGUUCAACUGCUGGGUAAUGUACUUGCAACUUGUUAGAUAUAAUUCGAGGAAUAUCUUGCAAUAUGUUUUUUUAAUCAUCUCGUAUUUCUAAUAUAAUCCAGAGUGGUUGAAGGUCGUUUGGUUUUGAGUUUUUACAACCUAUAAAUUCAAGUUUAGAGCUUUUAUCAGCGGCAGCAAAAUAACAAUAGAGAAGGCGGCUUGCUUGCGUACUUUCAGAAUCCACCUGUCCUAUUCUGUUAUUUCCGAGAGUAGCUUGCUUAUUAGUUACUUAUUAUGACUUAUUGUGCUUUCAAACCUAGGGACUGGUUCUUUUACCGAAGAUCCUGUUUUGUAAAACUACUACCCUCUGUUAAAUUUAUUUUGACAAGCUGUGAUGUUUUGUUCCUUAAACUCUCAUCUCCACAGUCCGAUUUUGCAAAACACAUAUUGGUACUACUUUGAACACUUCCUCCGCAUACGAAUUAUCUCUAAUCUAUACGAAAACCGAUCAAAGGAAAGACAUUACAUUUGUCCAGAUAAUUUUACGAUAUAUGUUUUAAUUCAGCUGCCAUAGUUAUUAUACUUAACGUCUGUAAUCCAAUGAAUUCUUCAAAUGUUGAUCUCCUGUGCACCGGGAACGAGGGGAUGUCUUCAUAUCUGCUACAUAGUAAUAACUGUCACAAUAGUGAUGGUGAAGUACUGGAAUCCCUGCUGCAGAAAAUCCAUAGCCUGGAAAAAGAACGUCGGAUUCUCAAGCUUCGUCUGGAGGCUGUUGAGAGUGAUUAUGAUGCUCAAGUAAAAGAACUACAGACGGAUAUAAUUGCCAUGCGUAUAGACCUAAAAAAGGAAAAGAAAAUGUGUAGACAGAUGGAACGUGAGAAAAAUACUACUAUAUCGGAGCUAAUGCAACAGAAUCAAUCUUUAACUUGUCGGCUUAAUACUUCCAGUGAGAAUGAAGCUCUUUUAAGAGAGGAAAUGUCUACCUUGAGGUUGGAAUUUUUAAAGCACAAGUCGUCUAUGCAAGAACAUGUUCAGUCAAUCGAGUCUUUGAGACAAGAAAUCACUAAAUUACGUGAGGAGAAACAUCACUUAGAAAACCAGUUAAACACCGUUGUGGAGGAAAGAAAUAGCCUUCUACAGUCACUCAAUGAUUCUUAUCAAGAAAUAAGAAUGAUGAGACAUGUGAAUAACGAACACAUCGCUACCAUAAAUAUUCAAGACGCAGAGAUUACAAGACUUCAAGAGACAGCUAGUAUACUUCACAACCGGCUCCAUAAAUUGUCGAUCCAAACAGGUGAACAGAAAUCUAGUAGUAAUGAGGAUGAUCGCGUGAAAACAGUAGACUCUCAACCACAUCGUUCUUUAAUGGCUGAACUGGCUGAGCAAAAAAUGAUUCAAGCAGAGAAUUAUAAUUGUUCGCCAUUUACUCUGGAGGAUGAUGACAAUGUGGAGUUUGAAAUGGAUGACGAUACAUACAUGGCUUACUUAUCAUGUUUUGAUCAGGAUAUUAUUUCAGAUAGUUUGGUACCGUCUGAUUCACACAAUAUUCCAUUGGAAUCUUCUAAUGUGAAUACGAAGGAAACAUUUAUAAACGAGCUGAGAUCGGAAGUAACGGAAAUUUAUCAGCAGAUGAACCGAAUGUGUGUGGAAUUAUGUGCUCUUACUGGAACGAAACAAGAAUCUUGUAGUAAAGUUGGUACGCAUACUCCUGAUGAAUUGGCCAUGGUUGAAAUGGAUUUUCGUUUGGGCUCAUUACGUUCUGUAUUGACUGAUUUACGUGGACUGCUGAAAGAUUUGAGGAUUGAUAUUCCAGAACAGCCUACAUCAUCAAACUUAUCUAAAGAUACAGUAAUGUCAGAUGAAAAAAAAACAGAAACAAUUGAACCUCUUCGUAUGUCCAGUUCAACUAAUGUGCAAGAUAUUCCACUUGCUAAUUAUGAAAUGGAAUGUCAACUUGUUCGUUCAGAACGUGAUGCACUUGCAGCUGAACUAUUGAAUGCACAACAAGAACUACUUGAACUCAAAAGUCAAAUUGAAAAUAGUUCAGGAAACUCUAGUGAAGUGCAAAAUUUGCAAAACACUAAAGGAAAUAAUUUUGUUGCUAACUGGGAGGAGUUUGAAGAAGAAAAAUACGAAUUUGAAAUGCCUCUCUAAAUGAUCCAAUUUUAUUGAAUCUUGUAUUGUUCAAGACUAUCAUAACUGCUGCAUAAUUUAAUACAAUGUUUGUUUCCUGCUUUUUUCUCUCGCUUAGUCAUAUGUGCGUGUCGUUUAUUCGUCACUAUGAUUAUGACUAUAAUUAUCGUUUUCGUGAACAACCAAAUCAAUUUGUUUUUAAUAUGUUUUUCUUCUAACAAAAAUAUUCUGUGAUCUCAAACUGAUUGCAUUUAGUAUUAUUUUCCUUUUAUAUCUCUUGUUACUUAUACUGUCAUAAUUAAAUACUCAAUGAUUUGAAUUAAAUGUGUUUCUCAAACUUCAGUAUUACGCGUUAUUACAUUACCAUAACUUACAAAUAUAUUAAAAUGUGUUUAUCACUUUGACAAAUGAUGGGGUGAAAUAAAGUUGUUGCAUAUAGAGUAUUAUCUACUAUGAACUGUUACUUUGAUGAUUCAGAAAUCCAUUUUGUUUGACAGAAGUUACUUUUCUAAGUUAUUGUAUAAUCGUUUGUACUAUUUAUUGAUUUCGAUAUUUCAACUACGGAUAUGUCAUGCCAACUGAUUGGCGAGUGAUGACUUAUAUCUAUGUAGUUUUAUUUGGUUUAAUUCACAAAAUUGGCAUACUUAUAAUAGUAGAUAUUUCGAAAUAACCAUGUAUGUGAACUAGUACAUCUAACAUUGUAAUAACCGUUAUGUAUUAAUGAUGUAAGUUAUUGACACAAACAAACUUGUGUAACAAGGUUCAUAAAAUUUCAUUUAUUAUUGCCAUUUUAAACAGUUUCUCAUAAAUAUUUAAAUUUACUCUCUAUUCGCCAAAUUAUCAUGGAAUCCGUUAGACAAACUAUAACAAUAAAUAUCAUGUAAAUAUUAGUGGG